CAGUUUAUUUCGUAGAAACCUACCUACUAACCACGGAGAAGAAGUUUUUCUCUCGCUGUAGUAUCGGUCGCCAGUUUAGUCAAAUUUAUCGCUUAAUUCUACCUGAAAAUAGUGAAUAAUUGUUCGCAAGUGUAGUAUUAACCGCCGAGAGUAGAAUUCGAGUCCAGAUUCGUCGCGAAAAUCGCGUUUUCGUCGCGUGAAAUUUCUCAUAGGCUGAAUGUGAGGAGGGGACUUCUAAGAAAUGACGAGCGUUUUCAAGUGAUGCCAGAUUUUGUUGUACAGUCAACAAUGCAAGUGUAUCGUGCAUCGCUUAUAUCAACUCUGCUGCUGUUCUGUUUGGUUCCCGUGUGGGGCACCGAAAUAGGAUGGAUUUCACCGACGGGCAACAUGAACGUGCUGGCGCAUCGCCCAUUCGUCAUCACCUGCACAAUGAACCGAGGGAACCUGUUGACGAGAGAUUACUCCAGCACUGAUUUGUGGUUCUAUACCAACGACGAGCCAGUGCUCUCGGAGUCGAUAAAAAUCGUCAAUGAUACCAGUAUUGAACUGCAUGUACCAAAUGCCACCGCUGGAUCUUAUAAAUUUGUUUGUAAAAUGAACGAGUCUACUGGUAUUGGAAUGAAAAGCAUCAACGUUGGCUACAAACCCCAGAAAGUGUUGAAUUUCAAAUGUCAUUCACAUAACUGGCAAAGAAUGAAUUGCUCAUUUGAGCAGGCUUACAACCCAAUUGCCACGAGUUAUCGGUUGAAAUUCGGGUUCGAAAAUUCUCCCGGAGAUUUUCAGUGUCCACUGGAAAAUAAGUACAACCACAAAUGGGAAUGCUCCAGAGACAUGGACAAUUCCUAUCGGCAGUCGCAGGAAAUAUACAAUUUCGAACUGGAAGCCAUAAACGUCCUCGGAAAUAGCACGGAGAGGUUCGUGAUCAACCAUUAUGAUAACGUGAUCCCGGAGGCCCCGUCCGAAUGUAUGGCUUCUAACAUAACAUCCAGAAGUGCGUUCCUGCAUUGGUCCAUAUCGUACAAACUGCAAACAUUUAAAAGAGAUUUUGUGUUUCAAAUCAAAAUCGUAUCGAGUUUCGAUAACAAAAACUGGAAACCAGUGGAUGUGAGCAGGGUUUCUCGGAAGCUAACAAACUAUUCUCUGCCAAUCGAUUCACUAGAAUAUGCAGACACAAGGUAUGAUGUGAGAAUUCGUAUGAAAACGGCGACAUCAGAGGAUACCGAGGAAAUGUGGUCAAACUACUCAAGUUGUUUGUUCAACACAUUGCCGAGACGUCCCGAUAAUCCACCGGAAGUGGCAAUUGGAGGAUUCGAAAUCAACGCGUACAAUGAUGUGUUUGUGUACUGGAAGGAAAUUCCAAAAAGCAAGCACAAUUCGGCAACAGGAUUCCAAUACAAGCCAGAUAUCAAGAGAAACGAAUUGUCUACGAGUCCAGCACCAGUUGUUGGCCGGAAUGGAAGUACUAUGAUCCAGUACAAAAAUAUGACUGAUGGCAACUAUACAUUCAUCAUUCUAAGUUCCAACAGUGAGGGCGAUUCACUCAAAUCCAGCAAAUUGUUUAUACCAAGCAAAGAAUAUCGUAUUGCUAAACCGGAAAUCAUCAAAUUGUUGGCAGACUCUGGGAAAUAUACGCUAUCGUGGAAAGCAGCACCAAAGCAUAACGCAAGAAUAACUUCAUACACAGUAUUUUGGUGCAACUCCAGUAGCAACUCUCCGAACGAUUGCAAUGGAUCAAUUAACUUUGACUAUGUUGACGGCGACAAACAAAAUUAUGAACUAAACAAUGUGAGCUCAACACUAAAUUUUGCUGUCGCGGCAAAUGUUGAAGAACUUUCGUCCGGUAUGGUGUGGGCAUCGUGUACGGCAACACAGAAGAACGAUAUCGGCAAACUGAAAACCAUUUGGAUACCAGCUAUGCAGUCAACGUACAUUGAUCUCGAGUGGAAGCUAGAGUGUGGUGAUAGUGCUAUCGUUGAAGGAUACAGUAUUAUAUACUGCCCGAUUAAUAAUUUACCCAGAGAGCAAACUUGCAAGGGAAACGAAACAACUCACAACAUAACCGGUCAGACAUCUUAUCGCAUCGAAGGAUUAAAACCAUACGUUACGUACAAAAUACAAAUUGCAAUGUUUUCCAAAUCAAGAAUCGGCCCAAGAAGUGAUCCACUUUUCAACACAACACUGGAAGCAGCACCAUCAGAGCCACGUGAUCUAGUGUUUUCGGAAGUGCGAAAUGAUUCAGUUGCUCUUCAUUGGAAACCACCGCUUCAUAUCAACGGUGGCAAGAUGAACUAUGAGGUUUGGUACAACAAGUCGAAAAUAAAAGUGUACACCGAGAACUACACAAGUGAUCAAACCUACAUUUUGCGUGGUUUGGAGCCGUUCAUGAAUUAUAAAAUAAUCGUUUUGGCGUUUACCAUUGGGCAAUCAAAUGCAUCAAAUUCCGUGGACAUCCAGACCGAGAUUGGAACGCCCGGAGAGAUUCAGCAGCCAGGAUCGGAAGUUUCGAGCGAUUCCAAAUUGUCUAUUGUGUGGCAACCUCCGGAACGAAGAGCUGGUUGUUUGGAAUAUUACGAGCUAAAGGUAAAAACCAACACCAACAGUGAUGAUGCCGCGGCCAUUACACGUAUUCAAGGAACAAGUUGUCAACUGAAGCGAUCUAUUUGUCAGCUUGCUGGAGCCGAUUCAAAUCGAGUUGAUAAGUACGAAUUCUCAGUACGAGCCGUUAACGUCAUUCUGAGUCCACAUGCUCCAAAUUACACAGUUUGGAAUAAAUUAUCGUGCGACAAAAAGUAUUCGUACUAUUCCGAUCAAAUUGUACAGAUCCUAAAUUCUUACAAUACGGCUUCCGAUGACAUCGAAUGUGAACUGGAUGACGAUGAAAUUGCCAACAUUGAUUGGACUAAAAUAGACAAAUUCGCAACGUUGCUGUAUGGUGAGUGGUCGAAGCCACUAGCUCAUUGGUGCAAUAAUUAUGGAUCAGAAAAUACCAAGGCGAUCGUGUUCCUAACCAUAAUUGCUUGCUCUGGGAUUAUCAGUCUAAUCAUUUGUACCUAUUUGAGUUAUAAGAAAAUGAAGCAGAUAAAAAAUAUCAAAGUUGUAUUACCAGAUGCAUUGAAUGACAUUGUCAUAUCUGAGAAAGGUGAUGCUUUCAAAGAAAACGGAUCGUAUUAUGGCCAUGAUAAUUAUAGCGAAUUUGCUGGAAAAAUUCAAGAUGAUUCUCAUGUUCCGUUCACCAGCAGUAACAGGCAUGGUGAGAAAAAUAUUAACAUGUUAGAUGAUACAGCCAGUUUGAGCUCAGCAGAAGAUCAUCUUGAUAACGGUGUGAUUGGAGCAAACGAAGCUGAUUUACUUUCAUUGUCUGACGAUUUUAAAUCACAGUACAGUUUGCCUAUGGACAACACAGAGUGUGUUCCGGAACAAACGAUUAUACCCAAGGCAUCGAGCAUGAAAGUUGAGAGCAUGAUGAGUUUCUCUCCUUCGGGAUAUGUUCAGGCACCUGUUGCAAAACCGUCUGCGAAUGGAUACGUACAAGCACCAAUAGCAAAACCUCCAGCUUCAAAUUAUAUCCAACCGCACAUGUUCACUGGAAAUGCAGGUUUAGCUAAAACACCGAUCGUAACUUCAACUGAUGAGAGAGGAAUAUCUGGUUACGUUACACACAAACAACUCUCGGACUUUGGCCAUAGAAUGUAGUAAAAAAAGUCUUAGUGUUCCUCUCAGUAUAUUCAAUAUUGUUGUAUUGCUCUUAACAUCGAACAUAAGAUUCCAGUGUAAACGUUUAUUAACUGUCUGAAUUGUUGGAUCACAUUAUGAGAGCAGAAGAAACAAAUUAAAAUUAAUUAAAGAAUAACCGCUGGCUCUUAGAACAAUUUGUUGAAAGAUGGUCAAUAUGACAAAUAUACCCACAGAAGUCUAAUGAGCUGCAAGAUGCGCAAUUAUUGUAAAUCUUAGAUCAAAACAAUAUUUUUUUCGCUAAGAAGUAUAAGAAACCCGAGAAUGAUAAAAGUGAAAUCCUUUCGAAACUGAGCUUGAAUAGUUUUAAUAGUACUUAAACAUGAUUGUCGAUUGUUAGUUUUAAAUGAUCGCUGUGACUAUUCUGGGAAUAGUAUCAACGGAACUGUGCAGCUAGACUGGAGUAUCAACGUUUCCUAGAACCCUUGGCACCUAAUCAUAAUCACAAAAUAGACGACGUAAGAUCCCUAAGAAUGAACAAUGGUACAUCGAAGAAACAGAAUGGAAUGAGGUCGCCUGAUAUCGAGAACAACAGGCUCAACAAAAAUAAGCUGUCGAAAUAAUGUCAACGCGAUUUAAGACUGCAAAGCCAUAGUUUGUAUGCUCAUAAAUUGCAAACGGCUCGCGUAUUGGAACCCAUUUAAAGGGAUGAAUUAUUGUUAAAUCAAGACACAUUGAUACUUUUUUUAGAAGAGAAGAAACAAACUGAAAUUUGAUGCAGUUCAUUUAACAUAGUACUUUGACGUACAUUUGUAUGCUGAUUUUUUUAUGGUGAUGCAAGAUUCAAACUAUUUAAAAGCCGACCAACAAUACUGAACGUCUCAAAAAAAGGAGCUGAAACAACGACUGAAUGACCUGAAAAGCACAGCUAAAGUUUAUAACUGUAGAAGAUCAUAUUGCAAACAACUAUAGGAAAAGACGAUCCACUAUGUACCAGAGUUUCAAACAUUGGAAAAAGAUCGAAAGUUUACAGCCUUAGAACAAUGACCCCAUUGUAUUAACACACAUCCAACUAUACUACUGCUGCAAUAGAAUUGAGUGCUUUUAAUUUCCUAUUCCACAUCUCGUCAUAGAAGUAAUGCAGAAAAAUAUAUUUAUUUUAAAAUUCCUAAACAAUCAAUUAAAUCACCGUCAAUUUUUGCUGAAUGUAUUCUCCGUCCUAUAGUUACAAUGAAUUUCUCGCCACUUGACGCGAAGUUUCCAGUACAAGAGUGAUUGUAAUAGCAAGACAAGAACGUUACUGUUCCAGUCGCAAUCACGGUUUGACCUAGUUGAUUCUUCAAACCUUGGUGUGACCUGGACAUUUUUUUUCCAUAUUAUAUUGAGCUAUACAUGUAUUUUGUAUCACCUUUUUAAAAAUUAUAGAUGAUAUUUAAGCAGUUAUUCACAUGUUUUUUGUUAGAUAUAAUGAGAUGUAUCCGUGCAAAAUUAAUAGGUGCAAAAGAAUAAAUGUGAUUGUAAAUAAAGGAAUGUUUUUCUAUGCUGAUACUAA
Culex pipiens pallens (northern house mosquito) is the source of this 5224-nucleotide messenger RNA. RefSeq names its product cytokine receptor-like. Gene Ontology annotation, molecular function: cytokine receptor activity; protein binding. Gene Ontology annotation, cellular component: membrane. The transcript is spliced from 3 exons. Lineage: Eukaryota; Metazoa; Arthropoda; Insecta; Diptera; Culicidae. The coding region runs from base 262 to 3693 and encodes 1143 amino acids. The record is from RefSeq and is a predicted model, not a curated record.